CCCUCUUAGUUUAUAACUCAAUUAUUGGAUUUUGGUUUUGUUAGAUUUUAAUAUUAAAAUCUGUGAUUUACUCCAUAAAAAAGUGGUUGUUACUACGUUAGAAGUAUAACCUUGUAUAUUUUUUUUGAAUUGACUUUACUAAAGUAUGCCUACAGUUAAUAUUAAAAAGGACCUGCUUUUUGAAGCUUUAGGAACGACUUACUGUAAUAUUCUUUUCAAUAGUUAUUUGGUAAUGUUUUUAUAUAAUUUUUUUUAACUUUUCAGCCGAUGAUGAGUUUGGAGACUUGUGCCUUUCAUAUGGAUUAGAGCUUGACGAGGUGGUAAGUGUUCUUAAAUAUUUUGUUCAACUUAUUUAAAUAUUUUUGUUCAACUUAUUUAAAUAUUUGAUGUAUAACAUCAAAAUAUUAUUUAGACUUCUGAAAAGAAAAUGGUCAUCAAAGAACAAUGUGAAUCUAAAUCUGAAGGUGUUUCUGAUGACAUAAUUUAUAGAAUCGACAUACCAGCUAAUCGUUAUGAUUUAUUAUGUCUGGAAGGUUUGGUGGAUGCAUUACUUGUGUUUCAAAAAAAGUAAAUUGUAUAUCAUAGAUAAUAGACUGUUGGUUUUUGUAAGUAUAUUGUGAGUUUAAUAAUUUUAUUUCAUUUUUUAUAGGUUGGAAGUACCUCGUUUUAAAUCAUUACAAGCUAAAAAACCUAUACAACUAAUAGUUAAGCCAAAUGUGAGUACUACUUUUAAUUUGUAUGGGAGAGUUGUAAUAUUUAAUUUAUAUAUUUUUUAUGCUUAUUCUAAGCCUUGUAGUGCCAUCUUCUUUUUCACAACACUUCUAUGGUUCCCUGUUUUUAGUUGUUUCCUUUUUCCAUCUUUUAUUGUCAGGAACUUGAACUUUUAUCUGAUUUUAUCUAUCCACUGCUGUCUUUUAUUGUCUAGUUUCAACAUUUUGAUUUUAUUCAAUAUUUGGUCCUUAGCUCUCCAAGCGUGUCCAACUCAGUUUAACCUUCUGUUUUUGAUUCCCCAGUAAGUCUAGCUCAUUAAAUAUUGCUCUCAGCUGUGCAUUAUUUGAUACAAGCAUAAUGUUUCUAUUUUAAAAUUAUUUUGUCCAUUAAAUUAUUAUAAAUUUGUUUGUUUUAUAUAGACUAAACAAAUUCGACCUUAUGUUGUCGCAGCUGUGUUGAGAGAUAUUACAUUUAAUCCAGAUAGAUACGCUAGUUUUAUUGAUUUACAAGAUAAAUUGCAUCAAAAUAUUUGUAGGAAACGAUCACUUGUAGCUAUUGGAACUCAUGAUUUAGAUACAAUUCAAGGACCAUUCAUAUAUGAUGCUUUAUCACCUGAAGAUAUUAAAUUUAAGGCUCUGAAUCAAACCGAAGUACACAAUGCUGCUGAGCUUAUGGAGAUUUAUUCGGUAAUUACAAAAUUAAAGGGUAUUAUUAUUUAUUAGCCUGAGAUUUAAUUUAAUUUUUUUUUAUAGACACAUGCUCAAUUGAAACAGUAUUUGAGUAUUAUAAAAGAAAGCAGUGUGUAUCCUGUAAUUACAGAUAAUAUUGGAACAGUCCUAUCUAUGCCACCAAUUAUCAAUGGUUAUCAUUCUAGAAUAACUUUAAACACAAAAAAUGUUUUCAUUGAGUGUACAGCAACUGAUUUAAAGAAAGUAUGGUACUUAUUUUAUACCAAAAUUUAAAUUAACAUUUUUAAGAAUUACUUUAUAAAAUAGGCAAAUGUUGUUUUGGACACAAUUCUAUGUAUGUUUAGCAAGUAUUGUUCAAAUAAAUAUACAGCAGAAAAAUGCCAAAUUGUAUAUCCAGAUGGAUUGGUAAAACACUACCCAGAAUUCAAAUAUCGCAAAGAAAUAGUGAAUCGAAAGAAAGUGAAUCAUUAUUUAGGGAUCAGGUAUCAUAAGACUAGCAUAAUAUUGUUAUAAAGAAGGGUUCACACGAGACAAAUUUUUAACUUGCAACAGGGGCAUAGUUUACUUUAUGACAUGAACAUGUUUACACAAUACAGGGCUUUUCCACGGUAAUAUUCAUUAUUCAUUAAUCUGUGUUGACAUGGCUACCAACGAAAAUUUAUUAUAUUAUUAGGGUAAUAAUCAUAGUGCUCUUUCAUAUAACAAAAAUUGGAUUUUGAAUUCCACAGUAUUCCUUGCAUAAUCUAUUUAAACUUCUCUCUAUUAUUGAUGGCGUUAUUGAAUAGUAUAUUUUAUCAGAUAGUUUAAAUGAACUAUCAAAUAUUUAUCCUGUGACCGAAUACUUAUAAUCAGAAAAACUAUUCGAAUAGUUUGAUAGAAAUUAUUUGAUAGUGUCCAUCACUACUUACUAUUACCAACUGUGACUUUGUUACCAAUUAUACUCAUCUUGUGGUGUUUAAUUAUCAUAUAUAUAUAUUGUGUACUACACACAUAAUCCAGUUCUCCUAUUUCAUCUUUUUGUACUCCCUAUAUUUUAAUUCCUCUAUUGACUGUUGAUAAAUGUUGCUAUGGAGGAUUUAUGCCAGGCAUCAUUGUUUAAAAAAAUAUCCAUACUGUGAUGGAAUUAUUCUUACUACAGACUAAUCCGUAAUUAUGACGCAUAAUAUAGAUUUUGUGACAAUAUACUUUGUGAAAAACUUGCUUUGUGUAGACCUGAAGAUAAUUAAGUGAUGGUCAUUUUAAAAAAUUCAAAUUUUAUAGUGAAAAUUUAGGCAAUUUGUCAUCUGCCUUAUCAUCCAUGUGUUUAAAAUCAUCAGUUAUAAAAGAAUCUGAUGCAGUUGCUGUUGAAAUACCGCCAACAAGACAUGACGUAAUUCAUGCUUGUGAUUUAUACGAAGAUGUUGCUAUUGCAUAUGGCUACAACAAUAUACCAAAAACAUUACCUACAACAGCCACAAUCGGUUCUCAAUUACCUAUUAAUUCCUUGACGGACAAAUUAAGAAAUGAAAUUGCAUAUUGUGGUUUCAAUGAAGUUUUGACAUUCUCUUUAGUGAGUAAAUAAGUAAUUGGAUUUUGAUGUGUAAAAAAAACAGUUUUUGGUUUGUUUUAGUGUUCAAAGGAUGAUGUGUCCACAAAACUUAACAAACCAUUCAAUAGUGAAUGUACUGUUAGAAUUAGUAACCCAAAAACAUUAGAGUUUCAAGUUGCGCGUACUAAUCUCUUGUCUGGGCUUUUAAAAACAACUUCAGCUAAUAAAAAAAUGCCAUUACCUAUGAAAUUAUUUGAAGUCACUGAUGUGGUGCUUAAAGAUUCCAACAGUGGUAAGUGAUUUGGUUAUUUAAACUAAUAGCUAGUAAAUGUACAAUUUUUUUUUUAGGAUUUAUAUAAUUUUUAUGUUAUAUCAAAAACAAUUUUGAAAGAUAUAUUAUUUGAAUUAUUUAUUAUUCAUCCAGAUGUAUCAUUAAUUGUUUUUAAUUUUAUAUUAUGCAUAUUAAAAACACAAAUUUAAUGUUAAAUAUAAAAUAAUAUGAAAAAAAAAAUUUUGAUAUCGAUAUUGUUGUGCAUCACUACUACUACUAAUAGCUUUAUUUUCUUUUUAUAGAAGUUGGUGCUCGCAAUGAAAGACGUGUGUGUGCAUUAUAUUAUGGUAAAACACCAGGUUUUGAAAUUAUCCAUGGUCUCAUGGAUAGAUUAAUGCAAGUGUUAGGUAUAGCAUAUUCUGCAGAAAGUGAUAGUACUUAUCAGAUCAAAGCAACUAAUGGUAAAAAAACAAAUAAAAAAAAUUAAAAUUACAUUAAUGCUGUAAUUUAUUUUAGAUGAAACUUACUUUCCUGGUCGAUGUGCACAAAUCAUUUAUCGUGGAAAAGUAAUUGGAUUAAUGGGUGUUUUACAUCCAGAAGUGAUUACUGCUUAUGAACUAAAUAUGCCAUGUUCUGCAUUUGAAAUUAAUAUUGAACCUUUUUUGUAAAAAUGCUUGAUCUUUUUUUUUUUAAUUCAAUGUUUGUAUGAAUUACAUCAACUUAGCCCUAAUAAAGGUCAAUAUUAUUAGCAUUAAUUUAAUAAUUAUUCACUAAAUUUAUUUUCAAUCAAUAGUUUAAUUGAUUUAAAUUAUUCUAUUUUAAUAUUUUAUAAAUUCUGUUAUUUUAGAUUCUGAGCGCAGUAAGAAAUAUAUUUACGUAUUUUUUU
This is a messenger RNA of Cinara cedri, 4085 nucleotides long. Lineage: Eukaryota; Metazoa; Arthropoda; Insecta; Hemiptera; Aphididae. The record is from the annotation of a GenBank genome assembly.